GACAACUUAUCGUAGUUUUAGUUCGAAGAAAAUGUCAAUGUUAGAUUUCAGUUGUCAUCCCAACUGUUGUAUAUAAACCAUGCUAUAAAAUAAGGUCUAAGACACUGACGUUUUAAUUUAUGACAACUAAAUAGUAAUAGUAGUGUUGGUCUUUAUUAAUUAUUCACAAAUAAAGAGAAGGAAAAGAGAACUAGUAUUCCUAUCUAUAUUUGUAUUUACUUCUAUAUCUUCAUUGCAACUUUAGUGGAAAAUGCCGGCAGUCGUAGUAAGCGGCUCUGGUGAGAAUCAAGAAUUUGAAGGCAGGAUAACAGUGUAUGUCAUAGUUUGUGUGGUCAUAGCAGCCUCUGGAGGCUUGAUGUUUGGAUAUGAUAUUGGCAUUUCAGGUGGAGUAACAUCCAUGGAUGAUUUCUUAAAAAAAUUCUUUCCAGCUGUGUUUGAAAAGAAACAUCAUGCACUUGAAAACAAUUACUGCAAAUACGAUAACCAAUUCCUCCAGUUGUUCACGUCUUGCUUGUACCUUGCUGCUUUAAUAGCUAGUUUUGUUGCUUCAAAGGUGUGCUCAAAAUAUGGUAGGAAACUCACCAUGCAGAUUGCUUCAAUUUUUUUCAUAAUAGGCGUGAUUUUGACUGCUGGAGGUAUCAACAUCGAAAUGAUAAUUUUUGGGAGAAUUUUUCUCGGCUUUGGUGUUGGGUUUGCCAAUCAAGCGGUACCACUCUUCUUAUCGGAGAUAGCUCCACCUAAUCUUCGUGGAGCACUCAACAUAAGUUUCCAGCUCUUCAUUACAAUUGGAAUUUUGGUAUCCAAUCUGAUAAACUACUUUACAGCAAAUGUCCAUCCUCAUGGAUGGAGAAUUUCUCUUGGCAUUGCUGGUGUCCCUGCUUUGAUGCUUUGUUUGGGAUCUAUACUCAUUUGUGAGACUCCAACUAGCCUUAUUGAACGUCACAAAGUUGAGGAAGGAAGGAAAGUUCUGAGGAAGAUUCGUGGUGUCGAAAAUGUUGAUGACGAGUUUGAUUCAAUUAUACAUGCAUGUGAGAUGGCAAAGCAAGUAAAGGACCCUUUCCGCAAACUAAUGAAGCCAGUCAGCCGACCCCAACUAGUAAUUUCCAUCUGUUUGCAAAUUUUCCAGCAGUUUACUGGAAUCAACGCUAUAAUGUUCUACGCUCCUGUUCUGUUCCAGACGGUGGGAUUUGGGAAUGAUGCUGCAUUGCUUUCAUCUGUUAUUACUGGCCUUGUCAAUGUGUUUAGUACUGUAGUUUCAAUAUAUGUAGUAGAUAGGGCUGGCAGGAGAAUUCUGCUACUUGAAGCUUGUGUCCAAAUGUUCAUUUCUCAGGUUAUUAUUGGCAUAAUCCUUUUCAAAGAAUUAAAAACCACAGGUGACAAUCUUUCCAAAGGAGAGGCAAUCUUUGUGGUGAUCUUGGUGUGUACCUUUGUCAUGGGCUUUGCCUGGUCAUGGGGACCUCUUGGUUGGUUAAUUCCUAGUGAGAUUUUCCCUCUGGAGACCAGAUCGGCAGGUUUUGCCUUUGCAGUCAGCACCAACAUGCUCUUCACUUUCAUCAUUGGUCAAGCUUUCCUCUCAAUGCUAUGCCAGAUGCAAGCUGGAAUCUUUUUCUUCUUUGCUGCCUGGGUUAUCAUAAUGGGAGCCUUCACAUGGUUCUUGUUGCCUGAGACCAAAGGUGUCCCUGUUGAUGCUAUGGUUGACAAAGUCUGGAAACAGCACUGGUUCUGGCGUUCUUUCAUGGUCGAGGAUGACAGGCCCGAUGUCAAGGUUGUUUGAUCCAACAACAAUGAAGUUCCUAGUCGUGUUUCAUUCUUUUUUCAUGUAAAAUUUACUGCUGGACACCACGCUAGCUAUUGGGCUCACUACAGGAUCGAUCGUGACUACUUUUGUUAUUGGGUUGAGCUUUCGGUAUUUUAUUAUGGAAAUAAAUGAGAAAGAACAUUCUCACAUUGUUUCUAGCUUAUAAGAGAUGGUCUGUUCUUCUAAUCAUAUGGGAUCUGAAUUAGAUUGCUUAAAGCGUCAUACCAUUAUAACGAUUUAAAUUUAUUAUUCUCACAUCUAGUUCAAGACUACUUAAUCUUGUCAUUUACUUUUUUGAAA
This is a messenger RNA of Gossypium arboreum, 2098 nucleotides long. RefSeq names its product sugar transport protein 8-like. The transcript is spliced from 4 exons. Lineage: Eukaryota; Viridiplantae; Streptophyta; Magnoliopsida; Malvales; Malvaceae. Gene Ontology annotation, molecular function: monosaccharide transmembrane transporter activity. The record is from RefSeq and is a predicted model, not a curated record. Gene Ontology annotation, biological process: monosaccharide transmembrane transport. The coding region runs from base 251 to 1774 and encodes 507 amino acids. Gene Ontology annotation, cellular component: membrane.